This is a messenger RNA of Scedosporium apiospermum, 4236 nucleotides long. RefSeq names its product Glycosyltransferase family 28 domain-containing protein. The record is from RefSeq and is a predicted model, not a curated record. Gene Ontology annotation, molecular function: hexosyltransferase activity; UDP-glycosyltransferase activity. Bases 1 to 4236 code for a protein of 1411 amino acids. Gene Ontology annotation, biological process: carbohydrate metabolic process. Lineage: Eukaryota; Fungi; Ascomycota; Sordariomycetes; Microascales; Microascaceae. The transcript is spliced from 5 exons.
AUGACUCAAAAUCGUGGAGAGCAGGCGGAAGUGCCUUGGGACGCACCUCCGCCGACGAGGGUUAGCAUGGAUGUCCAGGCGGCGCUGGUGUCUGAUGGGUUUAACAUGCCUGAUCUGGAGGCGGCGAGGGAUGCUCCCCCGCCUUAUGGGGAGCUGCAUGAUCAGUUGCAGUUUUCUCAGCCUGGGUUUGAAGCUGGAGCGAAUGUUACCGACGACGGUCGUGUCAACAUCAACAUCAAUCAGAAAAGUGGGAAGUUUGCCGAGUUGCUCGGCCACACCCUCCGAGCCCAAGUCGCCGCGGACGCAGCAGUAGCAGCCGCGCUCCCCCAAGCACCCACCACGCCGGCCUACAUUCCGCCGACUCUCGGUGGUCAGCCCGGCCAAACUCCGCCGCCUAGACUCAACGUCGUCAUCCAGAUCGUCGGAUCACGCGGUGACGUCCAGCCCUUCGUCGCCCUAGGCAAAGUCCUCAAAGAUACCUACGGACACCGCGUCCGCCUUGCCACCCACGCCACCUUCCAGACCUUUGUCGAAGAAAACGGCCUCGAGUUCUUCAACAUCGGAGGUGACCCCGCUGAGCUCAUGGCCUUUAUGGUCAAGAACCCCGGCCUGAUGCCCGGCCUCGAUGCGUUAAAGUCGGGAGAGGUGAGCAAGAGGAGGAGGGGAAUGCAGGAGAUUCUCAUGGGCUGUUGGCGGUCAUGCAUCGAGCCUGGAAACGGGCUGGGGCCGGCGAUGCCGGCACAUAGGAAGGGCUUGGAGAUGAAUUAUGAUGAGGUUACGCUUCCUGGGGAUCCGAGGGAAAGUCCUUUUAUUGCUGACGCUAUUAUUGCUAACCCCCCGAGCUUUGCGCAUAUUCACAUUGCGGAGAAGCUUGGUAUUCCGCUGCACUUGAUGUUCACUAUGCCUUGGUCACCAACUCGCGCCUUCCCACAUCCGCUGGCUAACAUUCAGUCUUCAAAUACUGACGAUGUCAUGACUAACUAUGUAUCCUACGCCCUGGUUGAGAUGAUGACCUGGCAGGGCCUGGGAGAUGUUAUCAAUCGAUUCCGAACCACUGUUCUUGAUCUUGAAAUCCUAUCGUUAAUUUGGGCUCCUGGCCUUCUUACAAGACUGCAAAUUCCUUAUACAUACUGCUGGUCUCCGGCUCUCAUCCCCAAACCCAAUGAUUGGCAACGAAAUAUCGAUAUCUCCGGCUUCUUUUUCCUCAAUCUCGCCAACGCGUAUACUCCGGACCCGUCUCUCGUAGAGUUUCUAGAGGCCGGCUCGCCGCCCGUUUACAUCGGCUUCGGCUCCAUCGUUGUUGACGAUCCCAACGCACUAACUCGUCUCAUUUUCGACGCCAUCCACCUAGCUGGUGUCAGGGCUCUCGUGUCCAAGGGAUGGGGAGGACUUGGCGCGGAUGACGUCGGAAUCCCCGAGGGAGUGUACAUGAUUGGCAACUGUCCCCAUGAUUGGCUUUUCAAGCACGUUUCCUGCGUCGUCCACCACGGUGGUGCUGGUACAUCGGCGGCGGGUAUCUACGCCGGCAAGCCUACGGUCGUCGUGCCAUUUUUUGGAGACCAACCAUUCUGGGGUGCCAUGAUUGCGCGAGCCGGUGCAGGUCCAGAGCCCGUACCUUACAAGGACCUGACUGCCGAGAAGCUUGCUGCGGCUAUCACAACGGCACUGAAGCCUGAGACGGCGGACAAGGCCCGCUCUCUAGGCGAAAAGAUCCGCGAAGAAAAGGGUGCUGAUCUCGGUGGAAAGAGUUUCCAUGAUCAACUUGACCUCAAGACGAUACGUUGUUCACUAGUGCCGACUCGAGUGGCAGCUUGGAGGGUGAGGCGGACAAAGGUUAUUCUCAGUCCUUUCGCGGCAGAGAUGCUCGUGCGAGAACGCAUUAUUCAAUACUCCGACUUAAAGCUAUGGCGGCCACGAGAAUACAACACCGAAGGCCAGCCCUGGGAUCCCAUAUCCGCCGUUACUUCAUCGCUCCUCAUGGAUAUAGGCGAGCUUGCUCUGGCCGUCGCCGAUUUCCCUCGUGGCAUCUUCCAAUCCUCGAAGGAAUCGAAGGAUACAGGGAGCUCGUCUGGAUCGUCGCAUGGGCGGCCGGGGAAGUCGGUGGACAUGAGUAGUGGUACCUUGGUCACCGCGCCCUCGACAGCCACUACUACUGCGGAGUCGGUUGUCCCGGGAUAUGUUGAACUGCCAAGUCCUUUUCCUGGAAAGCUGCAGCCGCGGGUUGAGUUACCCGGGGAUAUGCCAGGCCUUCCAUCUGAGCAAAGUGGGCUGCGUGGCGCCGGGUCCGCUGAUUUCCCUGCUUAUGCCACUGAUAUCUCCCAGCUAGAAUCAGCUAGUAGACCAACAACUGCGGGAACUGGACUGAGGGAGGGACACCCAUCGCCUACAACUCCGGAUAGAACGGCGUCUAGCCUUAUGACCCCCCUGGUCACCGUGACUAGUGACCCGACAAGCGAGAGCUCGGCGGGGCAAUCUUCCCGCUCCCCUCUCCGUUUCCCCAGCAGUCCGCUCUUGCGUGGACGGAGCACAAGUCCGUACGGCCGGCCUCAGUCGUCCCACGACGAGAACCCUUACCGGGGCGUCAACAUCGAGGACUUGCGCGGUGCCAGCACCAGCGUCCGCAGGAUCGUGACUACGGGCGUUAAGUCGCCCAUGAACUUUUGCCUCGGUCUCGCCAAGGGUUUUAGGAAUGUGCCGAAGUUGUACAACGACGACACCGUCCGACCGACGGAGAAGGUUACUGGCUUGGCUAGCGGGUUCAAGGUGGCGGGUAAAGAGUUUGGCCUAGGUUUGUAUGAUGGGCUCUCUGGGCUAGUUACGCAGCCUAUGAAGGGCGCCGAGAAGGAAGGGGGAAUGGGCUUUGUGAAGGGGGUUGGCAAAGGUGUUAGCGGUUUUCUCGUGAAGCCUGCUGCCGCUCUUUGGUCUCUUCCCGCGUACACGAUGCAGGGCGCAUAUGUGGCGAUGAAGAACCGAUUCGCGAAGAGCAUGCAAAAUUAUAUCAUCAGCUCUCGCAUGAUCCAGGGAGCGGAGGCCUUCGAGGCGGCGACUAGGGAGGAGAAGGCGGAGGUUUUGGCGGCGUGGAGGAACGCCAAGUAUGACCUCAAGGAACUGUACCAGCGCAAGCUCAAGGAAGCGAAGGAAGCCAGAGAAGCCCAGGAUUCACAAUCCCAAGGAGGUGAGAACGCCAUGGACCGCGCAGCGUUCGAUCGCCACCACCACGAGCAUCACCAUCACCUCCACGCCGACGUCGCGGCACUCCUCUCGCCCAAGUUCGGCAACGAGUCGAUCGGCCACUUCGACGUGCAUGGCAAGAGACUGCUGAAGGGUAAGCAGGCAUGGCGGCGGAACCACAUCGAGGCAGACCUUGACCACCACCCCAACCACGACGAAGAGUUCGAGAGGGCCAUCCAGGCGUCGAUCCGCGAGACGUCGCGAGGCGAUCCGGAGGAGGAUCUCAUGGUCGAGCGGGCGGUGCGCGCCAGCGUGUCGGAGUUCCAGAGACGUGGCGGCCCCCUGCCGAAUCCGCAAAUGGUGGGUGUAAAGCGGCCCGAGGGCCCAUCCGGGACGACGGAUCCGGAGGAGGCGGAUCUCGAGAUUACGGAUGAGGAGUAUCAGGCGCUUAUUGAGAAGGCGAUCCAGCAGAGUAUGGCGAUUCAUGCGGCCGGAUUUACCGAGGGCGUUCAUGACGGUCAUGGAGUGAGUGAUAGUGAGGACGAGGAGCUGAGACGAGUUCUCGAGAGAUCGAAGACAGACCUGUCGGUUCACGGAGAAGAAACCUCGGACGAUGAAGACCUCAAGAAGGCGAUCGAAGAGUCCAAGACGAACGUUUCGGAGCAGCCGCCGCAGGAGGACGACGACGAAGAGCUGAAGAAGGCCAUCGAGGCGUCUAAGGAGGCAGCGGCGCAACAUACGGACGCGCACGCCGAAGAAGAAGAGAUGCUCCGACGAGCCAUCGAGGAGUCCAAGGCGGCGCACCAGGAGGAGGCGAACCGGGCGGCGGUGGCCAGGACAGAGGAGGAGAUUAUUCUUGAGUUUGUGCGGAAGCAGAGCCUUGCUGAGGAGGAGUUUCGGAAGUUGAAGGCGAAGGAGAAGGGGAAGAUGAAGGAGGAACCGAAGAAGGAAGAAGAAGAUGGGGAGGAUGAUGAUGAUGACGAGGAACUAAAGAGGGCGCUGGAGAUGAGUUUGGGAAUUGAUGAGGAGGGAUCCGGUAGGGCGGGACCUUCGAAUUUGGGUUGA